AUGCGGAUACGUCUGCCUUUUGCAGGUGUCUUCCUGUUUUUGUUAUUGGUAGCAGGAUACGCCGGCCUCAGCAAGCUCCAACUCGGGCAGUAUGUCAACGACAAAGUAUUACACGCCGGGACCUUCUUCUUGCUUACAGUUGUAUUCUACUGGAUUGUCGACACCAAUCGCCGCCGAACCCUAAACAUGACGCUGGUUGUUUGCACACUAUGCCUCGGCGUGGGGUCCGAGUUUCUGCAGAGCUUCCUUCCCAACGAUCGCGACUUUGACCUCUUCGACAUCGUGGCGAAUAUUGUCGGCAGCUUGGUUGGUUUAGGUCUGUGCUCGUGGUACCACAAGCGCAUGCUGGAGCGUAAGAGGCAGCAAAAAUCGUACAAUCCUGUUCCAGGAGAGGAUGACGAAGACGUCGAACUGGGCCAAGGCCAGGAGAGUGGCAUUAUCGAUGCCGGCCCGUCCAGGGUACGGACAUUGGAGGAAGAGGUGGAUAAUUGGGAUGAAAAUGCCCCGGAUGACUGGGAUGAGGACGAUGUGCCGGAGACGUCAGCUCCGCCUCCUGUCAGGAGUCAAGAACCCGACACCGUUGACAUUGGCGAUGCAAAGAAGCGGACAGACUGA
Messenger RNA from Metarhizium brunneum ARSEF 3297, 615 nucleotides. RefSeq lists its product as uncharacterized. The record is from RefSeq and is a predicted model, not a curated record. Lineage: Eukaryota; Fungi; Ascomycota; Sordariomycetes; Hypocreales; Clavicipitaceae. Gene Ontology annotation, cellular component: intracellular membrane-bounded organelle.